Miniopterus natalensis is the source of this 2486-nucleotide messenger RNA. Lineage: Eukaryota; Metazoa; Chordata; Mammalia; Chiroptera; Miniopteridae. The record is from RefSeq and is a predicted model, not a curated record.
AUGGGUCUCAGAGCAAAUGAAGCCAGAAACUUCCUGGGGCAGAAUGACAAACUGAAGCUGUCAGACACUUGUUUUUCUGUUUUUCUUCCCAGAUCCAAAUAUUUUAGAACAUGCUCAAGAGGUGAGCAUUUAACUAUAGAGUUUGAGAACCUGGUAGAAAGUGAUGAAGGGGAUAGCCCAGGAAGCAGUCAUAGGCCUCUUACCGAGGAGGAAGUUGUUGACCUACGAGAGAGGCGUUAUGAUGCUAUUGCUGAAAAGCAGAGAGACCUUGAUAUGGAAACUCAAAAGGAGUUAGCCUUACAAGAAGAGAAGUUAAGACUAGAAGAAGAAGCUUUAUACGCUGCACAGCGUGAAGCAGCCAGGGCAGCAAAGCAGCGAAAGCUCUUGGAGCAGGAAAGGCUGGGCACUGUGCAUGGAUGCCGCCCUUCCAGUAGUGCAGAAUGUCAAGGUUCAGGACCAGAAGACGACUUUGAGUCUUGUUUGAGAAAUAUAAAGUCACAGUAUGAAGUUUUUCGAAGUAGUAGACUCUCAUCAGAUGCCACAGUUUUGACACCAAAUACAGAAAGCAGUUGUGAUUUAAUGACCAAAACUAAAUCUACUAGCGGAAAUGAUGACAGCACUUCCUUAGAUCUAGAGUGGGAAGAUGAAGAAGGAAUGAAUCGAAUGCUUCCAAUGAGAGAGCGUUCUAAGACAGAGGAAGACAUUCUCCGGGCAGCACUCAAGUGUAGCGGCAAGAAGCCUGGAAGUCAUCCUGCGUCAGCCUCUGAUGACUCCAACGGGCUGGAGUGGGAGAGCGAUUUCGUGAGUGCCGAUGUGGAUGACAAUGGCAACUCCGAGUACUCUGGGUUUGUGAACCCUGUGCUAGAGCCAUCUGUUUCAGGGAGGAAGCCGUCUGAUGGAGGUCAGCAGAAACAGGAGGGUAAAAUUCUGUGACCCUGCUUAGCAGUUAUGACCAAAUCCUAAAAACCAAUGAGAAUGUAUAAGCUGUGCUGAGCCUCCUCGUAGGGAGGUAGAACCCAGCUGUGAAUGCUGAGAGAGGGCACGGGGGCGGGGGCAGUGGGCUAUGUCUGACUUGCUUCAGAAUUAAGUGCCCUUUCAUCACCUGCCUUCUGAAAACAAGUUCAUGGUUCUGUCAUGUUAUCAGUUAUCUUUAUUUUAACUCCUUUAGCACAUUCCUGUUUGCUAUUGUGGAGUUUCAUUUUUAAAAUAAAUUUUGUUAGUUUUACUUAAGUAUGUUUUCAUAAGCUUAUUUCAGUAGCUGUCUGACGAUGUGAAGGCAUUAUGUGUGCAGACUCGAGGGAGCACAAGGCCGGAACGCCAGACCCGGAUUUAGAACAGUGCUCCCUCUCCAGCAUUGCUUAUUCCUGCUACUGCUUACAGUUUGUAGCUUAGGAAGCACAAUUAGUUUUAGUAAAUGACCUUAAAGAAAUGCUCAAGUAUCAUUUCCUUUCUACACUUCUGCAUAUCCACGUGUGAUGCUGUUGAUUCAGGCUAAAACUCAGGAUAUGAUGGGGUAAGAUGAGCUUUCUGAGUUUGGACACUUAAAGUUGGUAAUCAGGAGUAAUAUUGAAGAAAACAAGUAUUCUUAGGUUCUUUACUUCCUUGUACACACACUAUAAAUAUUGACUUUAAGUUAAUUGAUAUAUUAAAUUUCUAGGUGUCAUUUUUAAAAAUUUUUAUAUUUCCAGUGACUGGUCUUAGAUUAUAUUCGCUGCGCAUGAUUCAGUAAGAAAGGAAGCCGGGAAGGUCACACGGGUAUUUCACAGUAGGUACAGUCCUUUCUGGUGGGAAAGGGUCUGUUGACUUUUAUUAAGUUUUCCUUUGCCUUGUAACACAAGGUGCGUUAAUGGGAUAGAACUAAUUGUAUCAAUAUAUAUAACUACUAUUUGUGAUGUACAAUGAACUCUUUUCUCUAAAGUUUAGAUAUUAAUUUAAAAGGUGAAGGAUAUAAGACACUCCCUAAUCGCUUGUCUUGGUUUUGCUGAGGACUGAUGUGAUUUCAGUAAGCAAACUCUUCAUUUUGUCCUUAGUGUUUUGUUCUUUUAUUUUUCUUGCAAAAUGACAGUGCAUGUUCUCAAAAAUAGGAAGGUUCUGAUGUAAAUAGUAACUUAGAGUUCUUGCGGUACUUACAAAAGUCAUGGGGUCCUUUCAGUAUUUGAGCUGCUGGGCAGUGACAUCAGUGGUUCCCUCUUUUUAUCUCGUAGAAGUAAAUAGGACAAUUUAAAUACAUACACAUGAGGCAGUGCUGUUGAUUUACAUCUGUCUUAACAAUUUACGUUGUGGCGCUCAUGGGAAAUAGUUUAAAGGUAAUCUAUAUUCACACUGCCUGUGUUAUGCUUUUUGAAGUUUGUAUACAUCAGAUGUAUAUUUUUGGUUUGGCAUAAGCUACUAUUGUAAAUUUUUUGGCAUUUUGUUCAUAAAGAAUUUUUUGAAGGAAUGGCAACUUGUCAAGGAUUGUCAAUAAACACAUUUUUACAUUUAAAAAA